AUGGCUCCUACGCUGUUCCAGAAGCUCUUCAGCAAGAGGAACGGGGCGGGCGCGCCCGGUCGGGACGCGCGGGACCCGGAUUGCGCGUUCAGUUGGCCUUUGCCAGAGUUUGAUCCAAGCCAAAUUCGACUGAUUGUAUAUCAAGACUGUGAAAGAAGAGGAAGAAAUGUCUUGUUUGACUCCAGUGUUAAGAGAAAAAAUGAGGACAUAUCAGUAUCGAAACUCUGUAGUGAUGCUCAAGUUAAAGUGUUUGGGAAAUGCUGCCAACUGAAACCUGGAGGAGACAGUUCUUCCUCUUUGGAUAGUUCUAUUACCUCAUCUUCUUCUGAUGUAAAAGAACAGUGUCCUAAGUACCAGGGUUCUCGGUGCUCUUCUGAUGCCAAUAUGCUUGGAGAGAUGAUGUUUGGCUCAGUAGCAAUGAGCUACAAAGGAUCCACCUUAAAAAUUCAUCAGAUCCGUUCCCCUCCACAGCUUAUGCUUAGCAAAGUUUUUACUGCAAGGACUGGCAGCAGCAUCUGUGGGAGUCUUAAUACGUUGCAAGAUAGUCUUGAAUUCAUCAAUCAGGACAAUAGUACAUUAAAGGCUGACAGUAACACAGUUAUUAAUGGACUACUUGGAAAUAUAGUUCACAGCAAUCCAAUGGACAUGCCUGGAAGAGAGUUGAAUGAGGACAGAGACAGUGGCAUAGCACGCUCAGCAUCUCUCAGCAGCUUGCUUAUUACGCCAUUUCCCUCCCCAAAUUCCUCACUUACCCGAAGUUGUGCCAGCAGCUACCAGAGACGUUGGCGACGCAGCCAAACAACAAGUUUGGAGAAUGGGGUAUUUCCUAGGUGGUCUAUAGAAGAAAGCUUUAAUCUAUCAGAUGAAAGCUGUGGACCUACCCCAGGAAUUGUGAGAAAAAAGAAGAUUGCAAUUGGAGUAAUCUUUUCAUUAUCCAAAGAUGAAGAUGAAAAUAACAAAUUUAAUGAAUUUUUUUUUUCACAUUUUCCUCUCUUUGAAAGCCACAUGAACAAAUUAAAGAGUGCAAUAGAACAGGCUAUGAAAAUGAGCCGGAGAUCAGCUGACACCAGUCAGAGGAGUUUGGCUUAUAAUCGAAUAGUUGAUGCCCUAAAUGAAUUCAGGACAACAAUUUGUAAUCUUUACACAAUGCCACGAAUUGGAGAGCCUGUUUGGCUUACAAUGAUGUCGGGGAUUCCAGAAAAGAACCAGCUUUGCCAUCGAUUCAUGAAGGAGUUCACUUUUCUAAUGGAAAAUGCUUCAAAAAAUCAAUUCUUGCCAGCACUCAUUACUGCAGUUCUGACCAAUCAUCUUGCCUGGGUUCCAACAGUUAUGCCAAAUGGACAACCACCUAUAAAAAUAUUUUUAGAAAAACAUUCCUCUCAGAGUGUGGACAUGUUGGCAAAGACUCAUCCGUAUAACCCACUUUGGGCACAGCUGGGGGACUUGUACGGUGCUAUUGGCUCUCCUGUAAGGUUAGCAAGAACUGUGGUAGUUGGCAAACGACAAGACAUGGUCCAGAGGCUGCUUUAUUUUCUUACUUAUUUCAUAAGAUGCUCUGAACUUCAAGAAACCCAUCUUUUAGAAAACGGAGAAGAUGAAGCCAUUGUUAUGCCAGGCACAGUAAUUACAACCACGUUAGAGAAAGGUGAAAUAGAAGAAUCUGAAUAUGUGCUUAUCACAAUGCAUAGAAACAAAAGCAGUUUGCUCUUUAAAGAGUCAGAAGAAACAAGGACUCCUAAUUGUAACUGUAAAUAUUGUAGUUGUCCACUCCUUGGGCAAAAUUCAGAGACUGUUUUGAGAAAAGAGAGGGAAGAUAUUCAAAACAGCUCUAAGGAGUUGCUAGGAAUUACAGAUGAGUGUGGAAUGAUUUCUCCUCCUGACUGCCAAGAAGAAAAUGCUGUUGAUAUUGAACAGUGCAGAGAUAAAUUAAGAGCUUGCCUUGACACCAAGUUAGAGACAAUUGUUUGCACAGCAUCUGCUCCAGUUGACAAAUGUGCAUUGUUGAAAUCAGGCUUAGAACCAGCAGAAGAAACAUGGCAGAGUGAUGAAUUGCUGGAUUCCGGUAAUCACACAGGCAAGGUGCUGAGACCCACAGGAAUGAUUGUGGAAAAAAAACCACCAGAUAAGCUUGUGACUACUGCAUUUUCUUGUGAGGCAAACCAGACAAAGGUUACUUUCUUGAUUGGGGAUUCUAUGUCACCUGACUCAGAUACUGAACUCAGAAGUCAGGCUGUGGUGGAUCAGAUUACCAGGCAUCACACCAAACCACUGAAAGAAGAAAGAGAGGCUAUUGAUCUGCAUCAAGAAACUAAACAAACAACUAAGGACCAAUCUAGAGAGUCCGAUAUACCAAUGGUUUCUGGAGAGCACUGUGAACUUCCCUGUUGGAAUCAUUCAGACCCAGAAAGCAUGAGCUUAUUUGAUGAAUAUUUUAAUGAUGAUUCCAUUGAGACCAGAACUAUUGAUGAUAUCCCAGUUAAAACAAGUACAGAUAGUAAAGAACACUGCUGCAUGUUAGAGUUUUCAAAAAGAUUAUGUACACAAAAUAGCAAACAGAACAAUGAACUUUGUAAAUGUGUAGAAGCAGUUCAUCAAGAUUCAUGUAAAACCUGCUACCCUCAGCAGGACCAAAGAGGUGCACUCUCCCUUCUUGUCCCCCAUGGGGAUAAAGAGAGUUCAGAGAAAAAAAAUGCUGUAGGAAUUGAAUGGGACAUUCCAAGAAAUGAAAGUUCAGAUAGUGCCCUUGGGGAUAGUGAAAGUGAAGAUACAGGUCAGGAUAUGACUAGACAAGUAAGCAGUUAUUAUGGAGGAGAGCAAGAAGAUUGGGCAGAAGAAGAUGAGAUACCUUUUCCUGGGUCAAAGUUAAUUGAAGUGAGUGCUAUUCAGCCCAACAUUGCCAAUUUUGGAAGGUCCUUGUUAGGUGGCUACUGUUCGUCUUACGUGCCUGACUUUGUUCUUCAAGGAAUUAGUAGUGAUGAGAGGCUCCGUCAAUGUCUGCUGUCAGAUUUGUCCCACGCUGUACAGCAUCCAGUGUUGGAUGAACCAAUAGCAGAAGCUGUCUGUAUUAUAGCAGAUAUGGAUAAAUGGACUGUGCAAGUGGCCAGUAGCCAGAGACGAGUGACAGAUAAUAAACUGGGAAAGGAAGUAUUGGUUUCCAGUCUUGUUUCCAAUCUGCUUCAUUCCACUCUUCAGCUUUAUAAACAUAACUUGUCUCCAAAUUUUUGUGUAAUGCAUCUUGAAGACCGGUUACAGGAGCUGUACUUCAAAAGCAAAAUGCUGUCUGAGUACCUGAGGGGCCAGAUGCGAGUUCAUGUCAAGGAGCUGGGAGUGGUUUUAGGGAUUGAAUCCAGUGAUCUUCCUCUUCUGGCUGCUGUAGCAAGCACUCACUCUCCAUAUGUUGCCCAGAUACUCCUUUAA
Pipistrellus nathusii (Nathusius's pipistrelle) is the source of this 3417-nucleotide messenger RNA. The record is from the annotation of a GenBank genome assembly. Lineage: Eukaryota; Metazoa; Chordata; Mammalia; Chiroptera; Vespertilionidae.